Messenger RNA from Dreissena polymorpha, 731 nucleotides. RefSeq names its product nuclear apoptosis-inducing factor 1-like. The record is from RefSeq and is a predicted model, not a curated record. The transcript is spliced from 7 exons. Bases 24 to 434 code for a protein of 136 amino acids. Lineage: Eukaryota; Metazoa; Mollusca; Bivalvia; Myida; Dreissenidae. Gene Ontology annotation, cellular component: nucleus.
CGUCUGUUGUCAUAACAAGCAAGAUGGCCGACAAAAUGAACAAGGGGAAACGAAAGCCCAAUUGGUCGGAGACGGACAUCGCCUGUUUAGUGCAGGCAUGCACGGACAAUAACUCGUUAUUGGUCAGUAAAAUGACUAUUGAAGUGACGAACAAGAAAAAAGAAGAGUUCUGGGCGGACACCUGUGAGAAAGUGAACAGCGUUGGCUUGAGCAGCCGCGAAGUUGACGAAAUAAUAAAGAAGUGGACGGACCUUAAGAGUCAAGCGAAAAAAAAAAGAAAAGAACAGGCGGCGGGAAGCGAGUCUAACAGGAGGCGGCAAAACCAGCAUCUGUCUCACAGACUGGGAGCAGAAGAUAGUAGCCAUUCUACCAGAAGAAACACUGGUGGGAAUCGACGGUGGAUUAGACACGUUUCAGUCCAGUUCAUGCUCUAAACAACAAGCAUGUGUUGACGAGGAAACCUCAGGCAUUUCAAUUGGCCACGAGUUGGAAGAUGCGCCAAACAGCCCGUGUGAGGCCAAAUCUGAACAGCAUUGUAAGAGAAGAAAGAUAACAUUGUCUGAUGUGCAGCUAGCACAAUACACGUUCUUCAUUGAACAAACAGAAACAACCCGGUUAAAAAGAAAAUUGAUGGAACAACAAAUUCAGACACAAAAGGCUGCGGAGCAGUACUUCAUUGAAAGCAAAAAAAACCUUGCCCAAAAUGUAUUGGAGAAUUUUUUAGAACAGUA